UUAGGUUGGUAGUUUAGAUCAUGCGUUACACAAUACGCUUCUCGACCGAUUCGAGAUUCUUUGGGGGAACGCAGCUGCCACCUCCUCCCCUCAUCCCCUCGAAGAAGUUGGGAUGGAAUGACGCUGAUGCUGUGGGCUGAAUGAAUGUUAGCGUUCUUGAAGCUGAUCGCCCACUCCGCGACACCCCUUGUUUCCUUUUCCGCCGUUACAAUUGGCUUUAGCAGCUGCAAAGCAACACAGUCCUCGAGAACCCACGGUUUCUAGAAUUCCAAAUUGUCGAGCCGCAACUCGGGAAUUCCCCACUCACGGAUUCGAGUACAUACCUACCUACCUAGUUAUUUAGAAGCACCUGGCCCUGAUGCCGACAUAUCUUUGCCACGGUUUCCGCUGGCAGCGUCGCAGCGUCCGUGUUUACGUUGUCGUCCAGGACCUCGACGAUGCGUCGCCCGAGUGGAUCAUCGCCCCGAAGAGCUCGCAAUGCCUCCUCGAGUCCUUCUACAACCUCUUCGACUUCCUGCCCUACUGCGCGCCGCCGAGCCGUAGCAGCGCCCGGCGCUACGACUCGGUAGACGCAAGCGACGACGACAGCCGCGUUCUUAGAAGUAGGAAUCACAGCAAUGACCGCCGCAGCCGGAGUCAGAGCUUCAGCCGGAGCCGAGAGAGCAGUUCGCAGAACCGGAGCCGGAGCCGGAGCCGGAGCCUGCCGCAGACGAACUCGCCCCAGUUGCCACCGGUGUUAGGAAGCGCCCCGCCGGAGGAUGACGUGCGCUCCCAGGACUGGUCGCUCAUCAAGCUGCUGGAGGAAUACGACCCGAUGAACCUGGACGAGGUCUCGCGGCCGUACGCAUAUGUAGCAGACUACGUAGUGCGGGUCGAUCUGUCUGUAUCGAUAGCCGACGAGAUGCAGCAGUACGAGAAAAGACUACGCGCAGAUCGCGCCCCGCCCAUGACUGGCCCGACGAGCGACGAGACCGGGCGCAAGAAGCAUAACAAGAAGCCGGGUUGGCUUGAGAAGCUGCGCGACCAGCUUCAGCGUGGGGAGGACAUCAAGUGGUAUGUCGUCACCAACGGCGACGAGGUGAGGGAAUGGCCCGACGAACCCAUUCGGAGGACAGGAUCGACGCAGAGGCCCACGGCGACGAGGCAACAACAGCAGCACCAUGCGCAGUAUUCGCACCAGCAGGUGAUAUUCGAGGGGAACAACAACGCGGCUGCGAGGCCGCAGGUUCGGGAAGGACGUGAUUUGAAGGACGUGCCGCCCCUGAACCCACCAAAAAUGUCGACGGAUGACGGUCCCAGGCCGAAGACUUCGAGUAAGGGCGGGUUCAGGAAGCUGUUUGGCAAGAGCAAGCCCGACGACCACUCACCUUGACGGAAGUCCGGCCGAGAAUCUGUAAAACCGCCCAAAACCCUACGGCGAUAUGCAGAGUCAGUGGAUACUGAGUCAAUUUGCCCGAGUUUGAUGGAUGGAGGCCGCCGGGACUCAAGAAUGUGCCCAGCAAGCCAUCCAAUUGGUGCCGAGGGAGCACCAAAUCGCCCAAAGUAUCGCUAAGAAAGCCAAGGAAGAGGGAUCCAUCCACUAGGUCCUUAGAAAAUUAAGACGAUGAAUUUGAACGGUUCUCUUAUGCUUUCCAAUGUCAUACUCUUGAUGCUUAAAUGCAUAACCAGAAAAUAAUUUGCAAAAUUUAGUCAUCCUAAUGUAAUAAAAUAGAUGUCACGUUUUUCAUCAACCAGAUGGAAAGACAGGGGAUGUAGCUCAUCUGGUAGAGCGCGU
This is a messenger RNA of Phialemonium atrogriseum, 1774 nucleotides long. RefSeq lists its product as uncharacterized. The transcript has a single exon. The coding region runs from base 359 to 1372 and encodes 337 amino acids. The record is from RefSeq and is a predicted model, not a curated record. NCBI's taxonomy places the organism in Eukaryota, Fungi, Ascomycota, Sordariomycetes, Cephalothecales, Cephalothecaceae.